This is a messenger RNA of Seriola dumerili (greater amberjack), 3516 nucleotides long. It is a transcript of the gene tmem266, whose product is annotated as transmembrane protein 266. NCBI's taxonomy places the organism in Eukaryota, Metazoa, Chordata, Actinopteri, Carangiformes, Carangidae. Gene Ontology annotation, molecular function: voltage-gated channel activity. The coding region runs from base 757 to 2394 and encodes 545 amino acids. Gene Ontology annotation, cellular component: plasma membrane. The record is from RefSeq and is a predicted model, not a curated record. The transcript is spliced from 11 exons.
UGAAGCGAGAGUGUUUUUCUACGUCGACGCUUCCAGGGUGGCAUAGAAAGAGGGACGUCUGCAGGCUCUUAUGGCUUAACAGGAACAUAGAGUACAUACAUCCAUGUUUUUGUGUGUUAAUGUGUAUAUGUGUGUGUGUGUUUGUGUGUGUGUGUGUGUUUUGUAAAUCUAGCAAGGUUUGCUCCGCGUUGACGGCGCCGCUCGUCACACAUCUGUCGCCGCUGGAAUCCUGUUUUCAGCACCUGGACAGCUCCCGGUCGUGAACCUCUUCUUAUUAUCGGGCACAUGGAGUCCCUGGUGUGAUUGUGGGGGAAGCCCCUGCAAGCACAUUAUGCAUCCCUCCGAAGAUGUCGUUAUCUCCCUGACUCAGUGACAGCCUCGUCGUCUCCGCUGAAGGAUGGUGCUUUCAGUCCGGAGUAGGCGUUUUCGUCGUGCGCUGUCUUCUGAGAGGCGAUACGGGUGCUUGGCCAACGCGAAUUUAAGGGGAAUCGCAGCCUACACACAGCAAGAUCCCAGCUUCCCUCACACUGAUCAUCAUCAUCACCAUCAUCACCAUCAUCAUCAUCAUCAUCGGCGAGGAGGGAGAUAUAACUAUCAUCUCUGCGAGGGCAAAGGAGUCACGACCACACUUUACACAAUGUAGAACAAGAAAACACAAGAGGUGUGGUAGGAGCCAGGUCUCUGCAGUGGUGAAAUCACAUUUCACACUUGGGGUCAUUUAUUGUGGACGUCUAUUUGCAGCAACAAGACCUCAACAUGAGCAAUCCCCAGGCUCCUCCCCAGGCUGGAGCCUCAGAGCUGGAGGUGAUCUCCCAGCAGGUGGAGGAGGACAACCAGUGCGUGGCCCCUGUCCAACUGGUCAGCUUCGCCUACAGAGACUUGCCUUUGGCCGCCCUGGACAUAUCCCUCGCUGGAUCCCAGCUCAUCUCGAACCCAGAUGAAGAGGACAACAGAGAGGGGUCGAACUGGCUGAAGCCGUGCUGUGGAAGAAGGGCAGCGCUGUGGCAAGUCUGUCUGCUGUCGGCAGGCUUCAACUGUUUCCUGGUGGCCUGCGUCAUCCUGGUGGUGCUGCUGCUGACGCUGGAGCUGCUCAUAGACAUCAAGCUGUUGCAGUUUAAUAAUGCAUUCCAGUUUGCCAGCAUCAUCCACUGGAUCAGCCUGGCCAUCCUCUCCGUGUUCUUCACCGAGACGGUGUUCAGGAUCGUGGUGUUGGGGAUAUGGGAUUACAUAGAGAACAAAGUAGAGGUGUUUGAUGGAGCUGUCAUCGUCCUCUCUCUGGCCCCCAUGGUGGCCUCCACAGUGGCCAACGGCCCCAGCAGCCCCUGGGACGCUAUCGGUCUCAUCAUCACACUGCGCAUCUGGAGGGUCAAGAGGAUCAUUGAUGCCUAUGUGCUGCAAGUGAAGGUGGAGAUGGAGCUGGAGAUCCAGCAGUAUGAGAAGGCAAAGGCGGUGAGGGAGGAACAGCUUGACCGUCUCACUCAGAUCUGCCAGGAACAGGCCUUUGAAAUCAGGCAGCUGAGGGCCCACCUGGCCCAGCAGGACUUGGAUCUGGUAGCAGAGCGUGAAGCAGCCAUGCAGAUCCACCAUAUGUGGGGUAAACAAAGCAGCACUUUCCAGGAGGUGGAUGGACUGGCUCCCGGUGCCUCCGAGCAUCACGGUCCAGCUAAAGCUAGAGAGCCCGGGGGGCCUGCAGAUCACCAUGGCCAAGAUGACAUGAACAACUACAUCAGCCAGUACUACAGUGAGCCAAGCAGUGAUAUGGGGAUCCCUGACCCUGCACGCGUCAUCACCACAGCAGCCAUAGACGUGCACCUGCCUAACAACCCCAGCCAGCUUCCCUCCUCUUUGGUGAGUGCAGACGCAGUGCCGUCCAGCCGUUUGCAGCGCACCGGCAGCUCAGUCAGCGAAGCGUCCACAACCACAGUGUCCCGCACCAGCUUCAGUGCUCGCCAGCACAGCAUCAGCAGCCACACGCUAGGCUCCACCACGGACUGCAGCUCCACGGUGCGAGAGGCCUCCACCUCCACAGACUACAGCGACCAGCGUUGCUACCCUCCACCCUACAGCAGCCCUCUGGCCCUGGGCACUCAGCCGCGAGGGAGUCCCAGCGCUGUGGUGCAGGAGCUGCUCUCCUCUCUGUCCGAGGACUCUUGUCUCACACAGAAGGGCCUGGACCCUGUGAACCUUAAACCGCCCAGCCCGGCAGGCUCCACCAAAACCAGUCCUGAGCUGGAGCACAGGCUCAACAUCUACAACAAGAGGAACCAGGAGAGCAGAGUUGGGCUCCACUCCAAGCCGCUCAUCCAUCUGCAGGGUAAUGAGCCUCUUCUGGAAGAGAAGUACAGGAUGAUGGAGCCAGUAGACGCUCCAGUCAACCGUCUGUCAGAGACAUAAGACUCUGUCUGACAUGUGGAACUUGACAAGACUCGCUCUUCAGAUCAAUCGCAAAAAUUAACGCUUUACUCAACUCCCAUGUUGUCGGGAGUCACUGGCACAUAAACUGUAAGUCUGUCAUCCUCUUUGUAGUGUUGUAGCUGAGAGGAUGAACUUGCCAGAGCAGCACAAAUAGAGCACGGAGGACAGGAGACAGACUUGUUAUCAGGCACCACUUAUCAGGAAUUGACACUCACAAAAACACUGAGUUUUAUGAAAAAUUUUACCAAAAGAAACCAGCAACAGGGCUCAAGCCCAAAGUUUUCAGACAACCGGUCUGUGCAGAAAAUCUGGCUUUUGAUAUGUAAAGUUGUGAUUUGAUUCCUUGGAAAUGAAACCAGUGAGGGGAUGGUGCUGAGGGCUUAGUUCCUCUGAUACACUUUAUAGGAAUUGAAGAUGCUGGACUGAUGAUUUAUUGGAGAGCUAUAAACCGUGAAUCAGUUCCCCCGAGCUACAAGGCAUGGAUUUAUCACAAGAGCAGGUGUGUCAGCUGUUUUGGUAGUCAGUCUAGUGUCUCCAAACUUACCAAGACCAGUCCUCUUUGAUGGACUGCUGCAGGGUACAUUGGAUCAGUCUCAACUUCUUUCUAAUCUUUGUCUUUCUAUAUCAGCAAUGUUAACAUUUUUAUCUAAAUUCUAUAAGUGGAAAGCGUGAGGAAAUCUUUUGACUGGUGGAUGAUUCAAGUGAGUUUUUAUCCAGGUGCCAUGACUGGAAGCUGACCAAACCCAGCUGAGUCAGUGUUUACUGAGAUUUUGAAAACCACAGCAUGUCCCUCAUGCACCAAAAUGAUUAAAAAAAAAAAAAAAAAAAAAAAAAAAAACCUGCAUAUGAUAGAUUUAAUGUCAUUCAGGUCUAAAGUAUUACCUUUUUAUGAUUUUAAUGUUGUGGAAGCUGUGUAAAUAUUUCAGGAUGGGUUUGAUCAUCAUUUCACAGCAUAAAAUGAGGGACUGGCACUGCAAUGAAAUGUUGGAAAGAAAAUUAUAGCAUGAACCUUCAAGAUUUGAAACUUCAAUAUUGCAAACUAACCCUGUUUGUUGUACUAUCAACAGACAUUUUCUAUCUUGAUCAUGGAAAGAGGGCAUU